AUGGCUGAACAACGUGCUCCCCUCCGUCUGGGCUCCGUCGCCCCUAACUUCGACUCCGAGACCUCCACUGGCCCCAUUAACUUCCACGAGUUCCUCGGUGGCAAGUGGACCAUCCUCUUCUCUCACCCCGAUGACUUCACCCCCAUCUGCACCACCGAGCUCGGUGCCUUUGCCAAGCUUGAGCCCGAGUUCACCCAGCGUGGAGUUCAGCUCAUUGGUCUGAGUGCCAACCACGUUGAGUCUCACCACCGCUGGAUCAAGGACAUCGAUGAGGUCUCCGGCUCCCAGCUCAAGUUCCCCAUCAUUUCCGACCCUGAGCGCAAGGUCGCCUACCUGUACGACAUGGUUGACUUCCAAGAUACCACCAAUGUUGACUCCAAGGGUAUGGCCCUGACCAUUCGUUCCGUCUUCAUCAUCGACCCUGCCAAGAAGAUCCGUCUGAUCAUGACCUACCCCGCCUCCACUGGUCGCAACACCGCCGAGGUCCUCCGUGUCAUUGAUGCUCUCCAGACCACCGACAAGCACGGUGUUACCUGCCCCAUCAACUGGCUCCCCGGUGAUGAUGUUGUCAUCCCUCCUCCCGUCUCUACUGCCGAUGCCAAGGCUAAGUUUGGUGAGAUCCGUGAGGUCAAGCCUUACCUCCGCUUCACCAAGGACCCUUCCAACUAG
This is a messenger RNA of Penicillium verhagenii, 669 nucleotides long. RefSeq names its product peroxiredoxin. The transcript is spliced from 3 exons. Gene Ontology annotation, molecular function: peroxiredoxin activity. NCBI's taxonomy places the organism in Eukaryota, Fungi, Ascomycota, Eurotiomycetes, Eurotiales, Aspergillaceae. Gene Ontology annotation, cellular component: mitochondrion; cytosol. The record is from RefSeq and is a predicted model, not a curated record. The coding region runs from base 1 to 669 and encodes 222 amino acids. Gene Ontology annotation, biological process: cellular response to oxidative stress; cellular oxidant detoxification; cell redox homeostasis.